Messenger RNA from Octopus bimaculoides (California two-spot octopus), 321 nucleotides. RefSeq lists its product as uncharacterized. Gene Ontology annotation, biological process: DNA replication. Lineage: Eukaryota; Metazoa; Mollusca; Cephalopoda; Octopoda; Octopodidae. The record is from RefSeq and is a predicted model, not a curated record. Gene Ontology annotation, cellular component: replication fork.
AUGGACCACGUCAUUGAAGCUCAGAUUAUCACGGGACACGGCAAAAAUGGUACCGUUUUUAUUCCGAAAAUUUCGCUAACCCCAACAGACUGCCCCUACCGUCUGCGGCGACUUCAAUUUCCUCUCAAACUCAGCUUCGCCACGACAAUUAACAAAGCACAAGGACAAUCAAUGAAAGUUGUCAGAUUGGACCUUCGAAUAUCAUGCUUUUUACAUGGACAGCUCUACGUCGGUUAUCCCAGAGUUGGCCAUCCAGACAACUUAUUCAUCUAUGCUGAAGGAAAAACCAAAAAUAUCGUCUACAUAGCAGCCCUACAGUAG